This is a messenger RNA of Magallana angulata, 974 nucleotides long. RefSeq lists its product as uncharacterized. Lineage: Eukaryota; Metazoa; Mollusca; Bivalvia; Ostreida; Ostreidae. The record is from RefSeq and is a predicted model, not a curated record. The transcript is spliced from 4 exons. The coding region runs from base 367 to 756 and encodes 129 amino acids.
UCAUUAGUGUGGGCUGCUAACUUUUUCCAAUUUCAUCUUUUUCAUUCCAUGAUGUAGAUCGCCACGUUUCCCCAAGACUGAAAGGAAGGGGACUAAGUGACUUGAGUGAAUACGAAUGCGCAAAUAUAGUUUCUGAUGUGCCUGUCAGGUUAGGAUGUGCUUUGUCGUGACGUAAUGAUUGACAAUUUUGAUUUUGACAGUUCUUAUCAAUGAACCUACGUUCAGUCUUAAACCCAUUGCUUCAUCGAAGGAGAUCACUUCCUCUUAAGUUUUGUGUAUUCACUAAUUGAUGGUCCACACACGUCCCGUAGAUAACUAUUUGUUUAUAUAUAUUAAAGACGAAAUAUAGUAGACGAUGCACAGAUUAUGUCAGGGACUCCUAUGAAGAUGUCAUUUUUCUCUAUCAUGGUAAUAAUCAUUAGCGCGUUGUUAAUUGCUGGAGUGAUUAACGCUCAAAACAACCAGAGCAGGCUUGUUUCAUCUGUACAAUCAGGAAAUGAACCCACAGGAUUGAGCAGAAACAAAAGUUUGCCAGGAACUUCGACUUCCAACAGUCUGCUAGAGAGAGACAGAAAUAAAAUUCCUCCAACAACCCCUCGUGUUAAAUUCCCCGAUAGAUUGGUUUUGAAAGGAGAAAAUGGAAAAACUGGUUGGCAAUCAAAAGACAGGGUAGCUGCCAUUUUAUGUUGGUACUGUAUUACCACUUGGUCUCCGCAGUACUGUAUCUCUCUGUGUCAUCGCCAUUGGUUGAGGUGAAUUAGAGGCCAAGUCAGAAACCCUACCGCUCGAGAAUCAUAACAGCGAACACCUGUAUAAAAAACAUAUUCUAAUUUAUCGUUGUAUUUAAAUGUUAAUUUUUGAAGACCUUUUUGCAAAUUUGCAUUUUGGAAAUGCUUCAUUGAUCUUCACACAUGUAUAUUACGCCUGUAUAUAAUCAUGUAUAUUGUUAAGUUUAAAAUAAAAAGGAAACAAAA